UUUUCUGUUGAAAUUAAUUUUCAUAAGUCUAAUGACAACCAUCCCAACUUUUUUCCCUUAAAUUUGCCUCGCACAAAACUCCAAUUUUUUGGAAUACUGACAUUCUUAAACUAUUUUCCUAUUGACAUUAUCAUGGAUAAUAAUGCUUUCUAUACCUCUAAUAACAACGACCUUAUCGCUACAAAUUCCUCAUAUUGCCAUAGCUCGUCUUCGGAUUAUAUGUGUUUCUAUUCCCCCAGUUCCUUCGAAAUUUUUGUUCCAAAUUAUCCCGAUAUGGUGAAUGAGGUGGAAAAGUCAGAUGGAAUUAAACAACAAAAACUUGAGAGUAACGAGCCUUGUGUUAACAAUAAUGAAGUUGUAAAGAAUGACUUUGCUAAGUCUGUUACAUCAAAAAAUGAACGUCGUCGAAUCAGUGGUGGAAUAAAUGGAGCUUUUGCCGCACUUCGAAGUCAAAUUCCAACUUUUCCAUAUGAAAAGCGUUUAUCCAAAAUUGACACACUUAAUUUAGCGGCAAGUUUUCUAAAAAAUUCUUACAAUAAUUCUCUAUUUCAGUGUGCAUAUAUAAACAUGCUUGAGGCAAUAAUUGCUAGCGACGAUGAACCUUUUAGAUUUCUAGAACGAACAAUUAGGGAGGCAAAAUUAAACAAUAAAUCAUUGGAAUAUUCAAGUACAAUAUGGGGCACUAGUGAUCUGCUUGCCCGACUACAUUGGAUUAAUUGGGCAGCAAUGGGACUUGUGCCGCCUUUGGCUGAAUGA
Meloidogyne enterolobii is the source of this 756-nucleotide messenger RNA. NCBI's taxonomy places the organism in Eukaryota, Metazoa, Nematoda, Chromadorea, Rhabditida, Meloidogynidae. The record is from the annotation of a GenBank genome assembly.